GCCCCAAAGAGAGAGGCUAAAGAAGAAGAGCAGUUUAUGUUUUUGUGAGUCUCUCUUCUUCUCUUUUGUAAAAUUUACACAUCAAAAGCAACGAAAGCUUUAAACUUUCCUUUCUCCUUUCUCUUUCACUGCCAAAUUUUUUCUAAACCCACAAAAAUGCGAAAUUUCGAGAGAAGAAAUUGAAACGAAUCCAAUUCCCUGGAUUCGAGGGUUCUUCUCCACUCCUCUCACUUUGGUUUCUAUCUCUUGUCUCUCCUUCUUUGUGUUGUUCUGAGUCUCUCACGCCUUUGUUCAGUUCAGUGUAUCGGCUGCUGCUUUCACCGGAAUCGUUUGAUUUGGGUUCUGCUGCAUUUUCUCCGACUCUACUUCAGGUGCAAGACACUAAUAGGGAAAACUGUCCAGUUGCGUGACAUGUGAAUAUUGUUGUUGUAACAUAGCUGGAGUAGACGUCAUAGUUCGUGUAUAUCAAACUCUCUACUGACUUUUACGUAAAGAGCGUAUAUUGAUAUUUGGGUUGGGAUCGAAUUAAGCGGGAGGGAGGCGAUGGAUACUGCCAGAGCAUGGCUGAGUAAGUUAAAGUCUAAAGGGAAGGAGAAAUCCUCGAAAAAGAAGGAAACUGCUAGAAGUAAUGUAAAGGAUGGACCCAAAACAGCUGGAGGUGAAGAAGCUGUGUCAAAUGUAACAAAGCAGAAGGCUGCAGCUGCGAAACAGUAUAUUGAAAACCAUUACAAAAAACAAGUGCAAAGUCAGCAGCAAAGAAAGGAGAGACGUGAUAUGCUGGAAAAUAAGUUAGCUGCUGCAGAAGUCUCUGAGGAAGAGCAAAAGAAUUUGCUUAAGGACUUAGAGAAAAAGGAAACGGAAUACAUGCGCCGACAGAGACAUAAAAUGGGAACCGAUGACUUCGAGCCAUUGACAAUGAUAGGAAAGGGCGCUUUUGGAGAGGUUAGGAUAUGUAGGGAGAAGGGAACAGGCCAUGUCUAUGCGAUGAAAAAGCUUAAAAAGUCUGAGAUGCUUCGUAGAGGCCAGGUGGAACAUGUUAAAGCAGAGAGAAAUUUACUUGCAGAGGUUGACAGCAAUUGCAUUGUGAAACUGUAUUGUUCUUUCCAAGAUGAAGAGUAUUUGUAUCUUAUUAUGGAGUAUCUACCUGGUGGAGAUAUGAUGACAUUACUUAUGAGGAAAGACACACUUACUGAAGAUGAGGCAAGAUUUUAUGUUGGGGAAACAGUCUUAGCUAUUGAGUCCAUUCAUAAGCACAACUAUAUCCACAGAGAUAUCAAGCCUGAUAAUCUGCUACUCGACAGAAGCGGUCACAUGAAACUAUCAGAUUUUGGAUUGUGUAAGCCAUUAGACUGUAGUAUUCUUCAGGAAAAAGAUUUCAUAGUUGCACACAACGUUAGUGGGGCUCUACAAAGUGACGGCCGCCCUGUGGCACCAAGACGCACCCGCUCCCAAAUGGAACAACUGCAAAACUGGCAGAGAAAUAGAAGAAUGCUUGCUUAUUCUACAGUUGGAACUCCUGACUAUAUUGCUCCAGAAGUUUUGUUGAAGAAAGGAUAUGGAAUGGAAUGUGAUUGGUGGUCUCUCGGUGCGAUCAUGUAUGAAAUGCUUGUGGGGUUUCCACCAUUUUAUUCAGAUGAGCCAAUGACAACUUGUAGAAAGAUAGUAAACUGGAGAAAUUAUUUAAAAUUCCCGGAUGAGGUUAGGCUAUCACCAGAAGCCAAGGAUCUUAUUUGUAAACUUUUAUGCAACGUAGAACAAAGGAUUGGAUCAAAAGGAGCAAAUGAAAUUAAGGAACACCCUUGGUUCAGAGGUGUUGAAUGGGAAAAAUUGUAUCAAAUGAAGGCUGCUUUUAUUCCCCAAGUCAAUGACGAGUUGGACACUCAAAAUUUCGAAAAAUUUGAAGAGACUGAUAAGCAAGUUCCGAAGAUGUCGAAAUCAGGUCCAUGGAGAAAGAUGCUCUCAUCCAAAGAUAUUAAUUUUGUGGGUUAUACUUACAAGAACGUUGAAAUCGUAAACGAUGAUCAGUUACCAGGGAUAGCUGAACUAAAGAAGAAGAGCACAAAGCCAAAGCGGCCAUCAAUUAAAUCCCUAUUUGAGGAUGAAUCAGCCAGUAGCACCACUAGUCACCAAGGAAGCUUCUUGAAACUCUUGCCAACACAGAUGGAAGUUCCAGAGAAAGAAGGCAAAUCCAGCUCAUCUAGUGAAACCCUAUCAUCCUCAGCCACGCGUUUCGACAAUGCCACGGCCUGAACCAGACUCUUUGCUACACUUUGGUCCUGGUUAACACAGCAAAAGACAGGUUGACGUGGCGGAUUUAUGGUUGGAGAAAGUACAGUUUCCUUUGGGAGAUGGAUUGUUUGAUUGUUGAUAGAGAAAGUUAAAAGGAUUGUUCAACAUAGGAUAAUGUUUUUGGUCAAUAUCUUCUUUUGUUCAAAAGGUUUUUUUAGUUGAAGGAAAAAGAAAGUAAAUAUUCCUCUUUCGGAAUGGGUUUAUUUGUUUGAUUGUUUUGUUUGGGUUUCUUUUGGUAAAUCACAAUUUGGUUUGUACCACACAGUUCUAAUUAAAAAGAGGAUAUGUUUUUAUUUC
Capsella rubella is the source of this 2586-nucleotide messenger RNA. RefSeq names its product serine/threonine-protein kinase tricorner. The record is from RefSeq and is a predicted model, not a curated record. Gene Ontology annotation, molecular function: ATP binding; protein serine/threonine kinase activity. The coding region runs from base 544 to 2250 and encodes 568 amino acids. The transcript has 14 exons. NCBI's taxonomy places the organism in Eukaryota, Viridiplantae, Streptophyta, Magnoliopsida, Brassicales, Brassicaceae. Gene Ontology annotation, biological process: intracellular signal transduction; peptidyl-serine phosphorylation.